UUAGAAGCUGAGUUGCCCUUUGUUUGCAGUUCAGAUGUUGGUAUGAACAUGGUUAGUGUGUUAGCAGUAAACCAAAAAGAAACCCAUUCAAUAUCACCUUCUCAAGCUGCACAUUACCACCUGAACAAGUCCUGCUUAUAAACUGACAAUUUUUCCUCACUCGGCCUCUGAGGUAAUGUAAACUCAUUAAUCAUGUUGAAAGUAUUUUAGCCUUGGGGAAGAGUACAGCUCAAGACCACUAUGUCCUUAUUGUCUGCAGAUCGUCGAGGCUGAUGUGCCAGUGACAUUUGAGAAUCAAAUUCCAGUCGUGCAGGUGAAAAGGCAAAAUAAAUGGAGACAUUCUGUGACUCAUGCAGGCAGCAUCUGCAAAACUUUGUGGAUCUGAUGCGGAGAGCCACGGAAAACCUCUUGCAGAAAAUAAAAGAUUUUGUCCAAGCGAUAAAAGGUUGCUGCUGCCUGAAACGGAAUAAAACAGGGUUAGGGAGGCUCUACAAACCAGUUUUGCAACAGCACGAGAAAGAAGCUGCACAGGAGCUUCUGCAGCACAUAGAGAAAGCCUCAGAAAAGAAAGUGAUUGAUAGAGAAUGCUUGGAGGUCUUGGAGACACUUACUGGUUCUGAAAACCCUGGUCUGCAGCAAUCAGCUGCUCUUUACUACUUACACAUCAGUGAACAGUUGAAUAAUGAAUUACCUGAAGAGUAUCUGGAGCCUCUUUAUGCCUUGUUGCAGUCCAAUGAUUUGGAGGUGCAGAGGAAGGCUUCCCUAUCACUGGUCAAUCUUUUAGACAAGGGCAAUGUAAACAAAGAGGCUGUGGUGAAACUCGGGCUGCUGGAGCCUAUCCUGGAGCUGCUUGGUUCUGGAGACUCCACUGUGCAGUGCAAUUCUUGUGCAUGUAUAGCAACCUUGGCCACUUCAGCUUUAAACCGAGAUGCCAUAGUCUCCGCAGGUGCAGUCAGACCUCUGCUGCUUCUUGCCAAGUCAUAUGAUCCAAGAGUGCAGCAAAAUGCGGUGGGCGCCAUUCUGAACCUCACCAGAUCAGAAAAUAACCAGCUUUCACUGUGCAAUGAGGGAGCUCUGCCUAUCCUCAUCCUUCUCUUACAAUCUCCUGACUCAGAGGUCCAGUAUCACAGCUGUGCUGCACUGACCAACAUAGCAUCUAGUCCACAUCAUCAUCUUGCAAUGCUUCAAGUCGUGGAUGGAAUCCUUCUGAAAUUGCUUCUGUCACUCAUGUCAUCUUCUGUGGAAAAGGUUUGCUGCCAAGCAUGCUUAUGCCUCGAGAACUUGACUCUGAAUAGUAAGUCAGACACUAAGGCAGAUAUUGUGGCCAGGAACUAUCUGCCUCAGCUGCACGAAUUGCUCAGGUCCUCGAGCCAAACUAUGAAUGAAGCAGCACUUUCUGCCCUUAGCACCUUGGCACAGAAUAAUUCCAACAGGGAAGCCAUUGUAUCAGAGCAUGUGUUGAAGACAUUGGGAACUUUGCUAUUAACCCACAAAACAAACCUGGUCAUCAUCAGCUAUGCUGCAACCACAAUCCAUCACCUUGUUUCUAUUGAGAGUCAGAAGGCCAUUGUUUACAGUCGGUGUGUUGCAGGACUGCUGCAUGCCCUCACUCACCUUUCUGUGCAAGAUGAAUCCCUGCUGUAUGUGACAGCUUGCAUCUCUGAGCUCACCCACUAUGAAGCAGUAAAGGCACAGAUAAUACAAGAAUCAGACUGGAAUGUAACCACUCGUCUAGUGAUGCUCUGCUGCCAGUCUGGAAGUGUCGAGCUCUGCUUCCACGCUGCUUGUAUAAUCAACCAACUGGCAUUGGAUGAAAAGAUUUCAUUGCUACUGAAGCCACACAUCAGGGACAUCCUCGGAUACAUCUCCAUGUUUCUCAAACAUCAAGAAAUAAGAUUUCAACAGUUGGGCCUGUUGACCAUAAGCAACCUGAGAAAAGAUUCAGACUUCUCCACAGCAUUUGGUGAAGGUCUACUGCAGAAGCAGCUCAGCCUGGUCCAACAACAGACAGAGGAAACACAGGAGCUCCUCCGAGCUGUCCUUUUCCACGCUGUCAGGGAAGCCGAGAAAUAAGAUAACCAACAUUCAACAGACCCUACUGAACCUCAGCGACAGCUGGAACAUUAUAUAAUAUGAAAAAGCUCAAGCACAUUGCAUCAAAGGGAUGGGUCUAUGACAUACAAUAGGCUACUUUUCAAAUCUUGUUACAAUUUAACCGAUGAACAAAAUCAUGAUUACACAUCACUAAUUUAACUUUUUGUAUUAAUCUUCCCUCAACGUUAUUCAGCAAAAUGUAUUCAUGGACAUAGUCUAUUUCAACCAUAAUAACUACAAGGGUGAAAAAUGCAACACACAAUGUCAAAUACCAGUGAAUUUUCACAUUGUGUCAUAUUUCAACCUAUUAUUUUCAAUGUCAUUGUAAGGGAUGAUCAAGUUAGUACUGCUUGUGUUCAUUUUCAAUCCACGACUGUUUGUGGGACACUGCUGUGCGC
Callorhinchus milii (elephant shark) is the source of this 2492-nucleotide messenger RNA. RefSeq names its product vacuolar protein 8. NCBI's taxonomy places the organism in Eukaryota, Metazoa, Chordata, Chondrichthyes, Chimaeriformes, Callorhinchidae. The record is from RefSeq and is a predicted model, not a curated record. Gene Ontology annotation, biological process: nucleus-vacuole junction assembly. Gene Ontology annotation, molecular function: protein binding; protein-membrane adaptor activity. Bases 331 to 2073 code for a protein of 580 amino acids. The transcript is spliced from 14 exons.